UCAAGGCUUCCAAUUAGAAGAGGGCUGGAUUACUUUUAGUGUUUAUGAGAACAAAAUCAGGGUUUUUUAUAAACAAAUCAUUCAUGGUCAAGAACUAACUGACUUCUGGGAACCUCAAUCAAUCACUUAUUACCGAAAAGAUUUACCUAAGAAAUGCCCGGUGAUUUUCACUUUCACCAAAGCCGACCAAGUAGAGAAAAUCGGCAACCAAUGA
Scutellospora calospora is the source of this 214-nucleotide messenger RNA. The record is from the annotation of a GenBank genome assembly. Lineage: Eukaryota; Fungi; Glomeromycota; Glomeromycetes; Diversisporales; Gigasporaceae.